Knipowitschia caucasica is the source of this 1458-nucleotide messenger RNA. The record is from the annotation of a GenBank genome assembly. Lineage: Eukaryota; Metazoa; Chordata; Actinopteri; Gobiiformes; Gobiidae.
AUGGAGCUUUUGUUCCAGGUGCUGGGGCUGGAGUGGCUUGAUUAUAAGACUAUUCUGAUAUUUUUAUUUCUUUUUGCCCUUUUUACUGAGGUUGUUAAAAACUGGCGCCCUGAAGACUACCCUCCCGGACCGUGGCCAAUCCCUUUCAUUGGAGAUGUAGCUCGCAUCAAUCCUUCAAGAAUUCACCUGGAUUUUGCUCAGUUGGCAAAGAAGUAUGGGAACAUCUUCAGCCUUCGUUUGUUUGGAGGUCGGAUGGUGGUGAUAAACGGAUACAAACUGGUGAGAGAGGCUCUGUCCGUCAGAGGAGACGACUACGCCGACAGACCAACGCUACCUAUUUUUGAGGAUCUGAUUGGAAAUGGAGGUCUUGUGGCUUCAAAUGGAUACUUGUGGAAGCAGCAGAGACGCUUUGCUCUUCACACUCUUAGAAACUUCGGUCUGGGCAAGAAAUCUCUGGAACCGGCCAUUCAACAGGAGUGCCAGUACCUCGCUGAGGCUUUUGCUCAACAGAAAGGUCGACCCGUUGACCCUCAAUUACAUAUAAACAAGGCUGUGUCCAACAUCAUCUGCUGUUUAGUGUUUGGGGAACGUCUGGAGUACAACAACAAGCUACAUCAGAAGAUUUUGCUGGAUUUCAAGGAGCUUCUCCUGGUGGAGGGCAGCAUCUGGGCCCAGAUAUAUAAUGUUGCCCCCUGGCUGAUGAAGCGGCUUCCUGGACCUCACCAAAGAAUUUUCAUUCUUACUCAAAACAUAAUUGACUAUGUUCAGAGUAAGAUUGAUGAGCACAAAGAAAGCUUUGAUCCGUCCAAUCCACGAGACUACAUCGACUGCUUCCUCGCAGAAAUGGCAGAGAAAGAAGACAAAGAGGCAGGAUUUGAUCAGAAGAAUUUAUGUCUAUCUGCUAUGGACUUAUUUGUCGCUGGGACAGAGACCACUACAACAUCACUGAAUUGGGCGUUACUGUUUAUGAUUCACUACCCCCACAUCCAAGAGAAGGUCCAGGCUGAGAUUGAUGCGGUGGUGGGUUCGUCUCGUCAACCCUCUAUGCAGGACAGAGACAAUCUCCACUUCACAAACGCUGUCAUCCACGAGGCCCAGAGAAUGGGUAACAUCAUCCCUCUCAACGUGGUGCACAUGACCACCAAAGACACCACUCUGGAGAAUUACACCAUCCCCAAGGGCGUCAUGGUUAUUGGAAACCUCGAUUCUGUGCUGAAUGACAAGACAAUGUGGGAAUCUCCAGAGACCUUCAAUCCUCAGCACUUCUUGGAUGAAAAUGGGAAAUUUAGGAAGAGAGAUGGCUUCCUGGCCUUUUCUAUCGGUAAGCGUGUGUGUCUGGGAGAACAGUUGGCCCGGAUGGAACUGCUCUUGUUUUUUACCGGGCUCCUGCAGCGUUUCACCUUCUCUGCACCCGAAGGAAAGAUGCCGCCGCUGGAAGCCUGCAUGAGCUUGGAAUAA